AUGUUAACAUUAAAUGUAAAUAUUAUUAUUCGAGACGAAAAUGGAAUAUGUGAAAAUUCAUCUAAAACUUUCCAAAUAUCUCCAGAAGAAGAGAUUAAUUCUUUGGUAAAGCAGAUAUCUACUGAAGAAGGCAAAAAUGUAAAGUUACUUUUUGCUGGAAAGUUAUUAAAUAAACAUAAACGUCUUAUUGAUUAUCAUUUGGCAUCAUCAACCAAAAUUACUGCAAUAGUAACUAAUGAUGUUGAAGAUUUUGAAAUAAUUUCUAAGGAAUCUUGUAAUAUAGAAAAAUCUUCACAAUCAUUAGUAAAGUUAUUUUUUGCUUAUUGUAAAAAAUGUGAUAUUGUAAGAAUGGUUUCUGAUCCAAGUAAUUGGAAUGAUCUUAAAAAACGUUUUGAAUUAUAUUGCUUUACUUGUAAUGAUCAAAAAGAAGCUAAUUUUUAUUUUAAAUGUCAAUAUUGUACUAAUGAAGCAGUUGGAUUGAAAGAUUAUAUUUUAAAUACAAAAGAUAAAUUAUGUGUUAUAUGUGAAAAUAACACUAAUGAAGUUAUUUCUCUUUCUUGUAAUGAUGUUAUUUGUAAUUUUUGUUUUUGGGCUUAUAUAGAAGAUAUUUCAGAAAGAUUUGGAUUUGUAUAUAGAAAAGAAUAUGGUUUUACAAUAGCAUGCCCUAUACAAGGGUGUAAUGGUUGUAUUGAAGAUGUACAUAUGUUUUAUAUGCUUGGAAAUGAUGUAUAUAAAAAAUAUCAAAAAAUUGCAACAGAACGUUUUAUUGCAAUGCAAGAAAAUACUGUUUUUUGUCCUUAUCCUGAUUGUGGAGAUGCAUUUACUGCAGAAGAAAAAGAAUUUAUUAUUCAAGAAGGUGAAGAAUAUGGUGUACCAGCUACCAUAAAAUGUCCUUCAUGUAAUAGAACAUUUUGCAUGUCUUGUUCAGAAAUUAUAGGAUGUGUCUGUUUUGACAAUAAAUACCAAGAUAAAAAAUCAAGAGACGUAAUAGAAAAGAUAUGUAAAAAAUGUCCUCAUUGCGGAGCAAAAACAGAAAAAAAUGAAGGUUGCAAUGCAUUAAAAUGUUUAAUUUGUUCAACUAAAUGGUGUUGGAUAUGUGAAACAUUUUUUACAGAAGAAUGUAGAGAAAAUCAUUGGUUUAUAUAA
Molecule: messenger RNA, 1146 nt
Organism: Strongyloides ratti
Lineage: Eukaryota; Metazoa; Nematoda; Chromadorea; Rhabditida; Strongyloididae
Product: Zinc finger, C6HC-type domain and E3 ubiquitin-protein ligase parkin family-containing protein
Exons: 3
Coding region: 1-1146 (381 amino acids)
Biological process (GO): protein polyubiquitination; regulation of apoptotic process; negative regulation of protein phosphorylation
Cellular component (GO): endoplasmic reticulum; cytosol; mitochondrion
Molecular function (GO): ubiquitin protein ligase activity; ubiquitin conjugating enzyme binding; zinc ion binding
Source: RefSeq, a predicted model, not a curated record